AUAUUGUUUUGGUUUGAGUUCGUAUGUGGUCAGCCUAAACUACUGAAUAAUUUAUAUAUUUAUAUUAUUCUUCUAGAUUGUCAUGGUGCUUAGAGGUUGAUUUUGUUUAUAAUUAUUUCAUUAAAUUGAGCCCAUCAAAGAAUAAAUCUAAAAGGCAAAAUGAACAGAAUAAUUUUGAAUCACUGCCGGUGUUUAAAAAAAUCGACUUUACAAUGGGAGAGCAGGCAGUAUCAAAACUUUCCAUACAUAACACUGUCAAGGUCAUUGUCCUAUUACACAACACAACCCAUCGGGUUGCAGUAUGAUAUUAGUCAGAAACCUUUCAACACAAGAGUAUUUUAUCAUCCUUAUAUAAGAACAAUAUCUACCAGUAAGUGUUACUAUGAGAAAGAGCCUUUGAAACCAUCUUCAAAGGUAGAAGUGACAGUUGAAAAUAUCAAAAAGGGUAUAGAGGAGAAGGAGAAACUCCCAAAGAAAGAGGAAGUUAAAAAGAGUUUGAAGGAGAGGAUAAUGGCAGAAUUGCGUCAUUAUUACCAUGGUUUCAGGCUAUUGUUCAUUGAAGUUAGAAUAUCUUCAUCUUUAGUAUUUAAGAUCCUCAAAGGCCAGUCCCUGACACGUAGAGAGCACCGACUUCUAGUAACCACUGUUGGUGAUCUCUUUAGAAUGGUGCCAUUUAUCAUAUUCAUUGUUGUACCAUUUUUGGAAUUUGCUUUGCCUUUGUUUAUAAAACUGUUUCCAAACAUGUUGCCAUCAACAUUUGAAAGCCGAAGUCAAAAAGAAGCUAAGCUUAAACAGCACCUGAAAGUUAAAUUGGAAAUGGCGAAGUUUUUCCAGGAAACACUAGACCAGAUGGCCCCUCAGGCCAGUAACAGACAUUCUGAAUUAGCUAAAGAGUUUUCCAGUUUCUUCAAUAGAAUAAGGACUUCAGGUGACGUGGCCACUAGUGAAGAAAUUAUGAAGUUCUCCAAACUUUUCGAAGAUGAAAUAACUUUGGACUCACUCCAACGACCACAUUUGGUUGCUCUGUGUAAAGUUUUGAAUGUUUCUACGAUUGGUACAAGUGCUAUGUUACGAUUUAAUUUGAGGAUGAAGUUGAGGUCUUUAGCUGCGGACGACAAGAUGAUAGCCAAGGAAGGUGUGGACAGUUUGAACUUCAGUGAGUUACAGCAAGCGUGCCGAGCGAGGGGCAUGAGAGCGUAUGGAGUUUCAGAAGAGAGGUUAAGAAAAGAACUUAGAAAUUGGUUGGAUUUGUCUUUGAAUGAGAAAGUACCACCGUCUUUACUGCUGUUGUCCAGAGCGCUGAUGGUUCCGGAGCAUGUACCCACAACCUACAAACUUAAGGCUACUAUAUCAGCAUUGCCAGAACAGGUGGCCACACAGACAAGAGCUGCAAUUGGCGAGAAAGAAGGCAAAGUUGAUUUCAAGGCUAAAGUUGAUGCUAUCAAACUUGAAGAACAGAAGAUCAAGGAAGAGAAGAAAGAAUUACAAGAAGCUGAAAGGGAGAAGGAGAUCCUCGAAGCCAAAAAACGAGAGAAGGAAGAACUCAAAGACAAAGCACCAGUUAUUGAUGAAGUCAGUACCCCAGUUAUGGUAGACCCUGCGCCAGUUAUUGCAGUGGAUUCAGUGAAGCCAAAAACAGAGGAAGGCCUGUCUGGCAAAGAUAUUGAAGUGAUUGAAGAUGCUCUAGAAAAAUUAGCUGAACAGAAGAAGUCUCUGCUUCUCGAGAAAGAGAGUAUUCAGGAGCUCAAGACAGAGUUGCUGGAUUAUAACGAGGAUGUGAAGGAGAUGGAUGAGAUCGUGAAAGCCAAGCAGGCGGACAUCAAACUCACUAAGGGUGCUAGAAGAUUAUACCGUGCCGUGAACAACAUGAUAAGCAAGUUAGACGCUACACUGAUUGAGCUGGAAAAGAAGGAAGAAGCCUUGAAGACAACGUUGGAGCAAACGAAAUCUGAACCGCAGAAAGCUAAAGAGCAAUUGAUACAGAUUGACGAAUUGAUGCAUUCCAUUAAAAGUCUACAGAAGGUUCCCGAUGAAGCAAAACUGAAGCUUAUUCAGGAUGUGUUGGGAAGAUUGGACGAUGAUUUUGAUGGGCAGUUGAAGAUUGAUGAUGUUUUGAAGAUGCUAGAAAUAAUAGGCAACGAAAACGUAAACCUGUCCGAGAAGCAGAUGGCUGAGCUGAUCGAACUCCUGGACAAGGAGGAGAUCCUGGAGGUUGAGUCCAAGAUACAGAAGGCGCUGGACAAAGCCGCCAUCGCCGCCAAGGAACAAGACAAGUCUGAAUCUGAAGGAAAGGGUCUAUACGAUCUGAUCCGAGAAGCGCAGAAGCGUAGAGAAAUGAAGAGGGCAGUGGAGAAAUUUGGAGACCAACAAACCAGCAUGCCCAAGAGUGAAGACAUCGUGACCAAGUCGGAGACACCUAAACGACCAGAGAGCCAAUAGAAACACCAUUUUAGUGUUUCGGAUACAGUGAUAUUUUUUUUCUAGUGAAUUAUGUAAAUAUGACUGUCAGUGAGGUUAUGCUUUCUAGCUGGUCUGUGGUUUGUUGGGAUAUCGUUUAUUGAGGGUAUUUGACUGUUUUUUUGUCUGUGGAAUAAUGUACUUAUUACCCUAUGUGUUUAUUAUUUAUUUUUGCAUUUUUUUCCGAAAUUCCAUUUGUCUGCUUACAUUUGAGAAGUAUUAAAAAGUUGUUAUGGAUAUAUGUUUUUUUUUAUGUUAUUCGAGACAGCAAAAUGAUUAUUGUAUCAAAUAUUCAUUCAAAGUCAUUAACAACUACUAAUUAAGUUUUUAAACCAUUUUUUUAUUUUUUUUUAAAUAAUGCCUGCAUAGACAUUUUUAACUUUUAAUAUUGUUUACCGAGGCAAAGAUCCAUAGGUGUAAUGCUUUAACUUUUAAACAAACUACUAAAAAAUAAUAUUAUUGUGGCUUACCUGUUCCAUUAACGCGCUGUAAUGCAGUAUUUUUUUCAUUUUAUUAUUUUUUGUGCCUUUUUGUUUACAACUGUACAUUUCACAAAAGUUAGUACAUCAAAGAAUUUUCUGUAAUAAUUGUGUAAUAAAUGCUGAUAAUUUAUAAUCAAGAAUAUUAAUAGUCAAAUACCUUGCAAUAAACAAAUGCUUAGAAAUAUUUAUGAAAGGUGUAUCCCAUCGAUAGGGGCGCGACAUUAACAUAGAACAAUUGUUUUAUGUGUUACCUUGUGACAAUAAGCAUUUUUGUAUUAAAAAUACGAGAGUACACUUAAUCUUAAACUCUUAAUAUGUAUAUAUCAAUAUAUUUAAAAAAAAAUAUAUGAUUCCACGCCGUACAAAGUUAUAUUUAAUUUUGUUUAUUAUUUAUGUUUACUUAUCCAUUGUUCAGAGUUUAUUUUUAUUAUUUAUUGCACGCAUUUCUGUGAUCGCUUUUCAGUUUAUACGGACCAAUUAGUGGCUUACUUGGUGAAUGGCACAUUUAGACGAUUCAAUUGAAUAUGAAUGAUGUAUAUAUCGAAAAAUACCACGUUAAAUUGUAAUCAGUAUUUUCAGUUCACAAUAUGACGGCAGAUUAUAAUAUCACGAGUGACAUGUACAUUGUGAUUGUAAUGCAGAAUAGUAUGCGCCUAACUUCAAGUCUGAAAUUUGAUAGCUCUGAAAUUGCGACAUCCCAAACUACGCAGAUGUUAUAACUAAUGCCUGGCCGCUCAGAGAUUGCGUUACUGACAGGUGGUUAUCGAAUGGGCGAUGUAACUCCGAACUAGCGUACAAGGUUGUUGAACUGCGCUGUUUCAAGGUUAUGCCAACUGUUUGUAUUUGUAGUGAUGAGACAAAAAACGGGGCAAUUGUAGUUGAAUAUGUUUGUCCCAUUCGAUCAUUUAAAAAUUCUACUUUGAAGAAAUUGCGAUAUUGAAUUGUCUAAAUGCACCAGUUAUUGUGAUUCAAUAGAAAUUCAUACAUGGUAAAAUGGGACCAUUUGACCAUCUGUUUCAGUAUAUACAGGAAUAAUUACUGACUUGUAACACUUCAUCAUUGUCAGCACUCUGCAUCUUAUUUGUCAGCAAAUUCAUUUCAAGUCAGUCUAUUACUGUGUAUGAAUUUUGAUAUGAUGAACAAAGAAUAUUAUCUGACCAUAAACAUUUUCCUGGUGAAAACUCUAUAAUUUAUGGUCAGCUCAUAUCAUCCGUAUGGCCAGUUCAGUUUGUCAGCAUUGUGAUUUUUAAAUCAAUCACAAUUCUGUAAUGUGAUUUUGAGGAUCCCAAGAUUUUGUUUUAUGAAAGCCUUCGGAUUGUUCAGUGUGGAUGCACUUAAGUUUAUUUUAAUUUACUUUUAAGUAUUAGCACAAAUUUUAUUGUUUAUGUGUAUUGUGUUUACUUAUUCCGUUAUUUUUUGUUUCACUUUAUUGUUUAAAAAUGUACAUAACAUAAAUGUACAUUCAAAAUAUAUGUAUUUAAUUUACUUUUACUCGCUACACAGAUUAAAAAUAUAUUAAACAUAUUUUUAAUCUGUGAUGAAAUAAAAACAGACAAAUAUGUAUAUUUUAUUAUAUUAAUCAGGCGUUAAUGUAACAACAUGUAUUACGUACAAACUGCCAAGAAAGGUACUGAGAUUAUUUCUAAAAACUCUAAGAACUUAAAACUCAUUUCUGGGUUUAAAAAAAAUAACAUUAACAUCUCUUACCUCAGUUAAAAAAUACCCCAUGUAAUCGAUUUGUGGACAUACCUACAAAAGGUUUUUAUUAUCAUGGUCACUGUACACAUGGCAAUUUAAACGAAAUAUAUAUGAAAACAAAAUUAGUUGUAGUGACACAACAAAAUUACAAAUUGAUAAUAUAUUUGGCAUGAAAAUUAUAUAAUACCUAUUAUGUAUAUAUACAAUAUAUAUACAUAUUUAUUUUUAUGGGCUUUGUAACAUUUCAUGGUCACUUAAAGCAUUUGGCAUGAAAAUUAUUUAACACCUAUUAUGUAUAUAUACAAUAUAUAUACAUAUUUAUUUUUAUGGGCUUUGUAACAUUUCAUGGUCACUUAAAGCGAUGUAUAGUUAUUUUUUUUUAUUAAAUAAUUAGAAUGUUCUGACAAACUGUAAAGUUUUAAGGUAAUACAAAUGUCGUAUACACGAUUAA
Molecule: messenger RNA, 5088 nt
Organism: Bicyclus anynana (squinting bush brown)
Lineage: Eukaryota; Metazoa; Arthropoda; Insecta; Lepidoptera; Nymphalidae
Gene: Letm1
Product: mitochondrial proton/calcium exchanger protein
Exons: 7
Coding region: 160-2439 (759 amino acids)
Biological process (GO): intracellular monoatomic cation homeostasis
Cellular component (GO): mitochondrial inner membrane
Molecular function (GO): ribosome binding
Source: RefSeq, a predicted model, not a curated record